Molecule: messenger RNA, 2391 nt
Organism: Scophthalmus maximus (turbot)
Lineage: Eukaryota; Metazoa; Chordata; Actinopteri; Pleuronectiformes; Scophthalmidae
Gene: scfd2
Product: sec1 family domain containing 2
Exons: 9
Coding region: 144-2228 (694 amino acids)
Biological process (GO): vesicle-mediated transport; intracellular protein transport
Source: RefSeq, a predicted model, not a curated record
CUUGCCACGUCACCUUCAAGAGACCCGUGUGUUUGUUUUGCUGGAGCCUGCCGCGGUUGUGCGUGACGUUUCCGACGCGCGCUCGGCUCCGCAGCGCUCAGCGAACACCGACACCCGACAACCGACACCCGACAACCGACACGAUGCUGACGGCGGAGGACUUCGCGCGCUUCCCGCUCCGCGCGUGGGACAAGGUGCUGGCGAAGGUGAAGAAAGCCGCCGUGUUCAUGGACGACAGGUGCGCAGAGUCGCUCCACUGGUGCGGAGGCGCCGCCGCCCUGCUGGAGGCCGGGGCCCGCAACGUCAAGCGGUUCUCGUCGUUCGAAGCCGGCGGCGCGGACGAGCCCAAGGCCGUGUUCGUCGUGAGCACGCUGCUCAAGGGGCGAACGGUGGACGUCAUCAAAGACGUCGUGUCCCUCAGCCGCUUCCGGUACUGCGUCGUCGUCACCACCGCGGCGCACUCCGUGCACCUGCUGGCCAACAGCGUGGCGGCGGAGAUGGAGGGGAGCCCCGUGUUCGAGCAGUUCGAGGAGAAGCUCUGCGAGUGGAUGGGCAACAUGAACUACACGGCCGAGGUCCUGCACGCGCCCCUGGUCUUCGCCCCCGUGUCGCCGCAGCUGCUGCUCACGCCCCCCUUCGCACACCUGUUCCCGCUGCUCUCCGCCGACCUGGAGGCGCUGAACGCGAGGCGGCCGGAGAAGAAGAGGUUCGCCGGCCUGGCGGACGUGGACGUGCACUCUCUCCCCGCCGGGCUGCGGAUGGAGGUCAAGGCCUUGACCUCGGCGUUGAACGCCAUGUUCGAGGCCACGGGCACCAGGGAAGAGAGCUUCGCCGUGGGCCCCAUGAGCCGCAUCAUCGCAGGGGAGCUGGCCAGUCACCCCCAGGCGAAGAACCGCCGGAAGACCGCCCCGAACAAAGCCUCGAUCAUCUUCGUGGACCGGACGAUGGAUCUCACAGGAGCCGUCGGUCACCAUGGCGACAACCUGGCCGAGAAGAUUCUGACCGUGCUCCAACCCUUACCGGGUCACGUGACGGACGUACAGGUGGACAUGCUGGAGCUCACCAGUGUACAGCGCACCCCUCACUCCCAGCACACCCUGGCCCCCGGCUGCCUUGCGCAGAACCAGUCACCUGCAGCACAGUCGCUAUGGGAGGCCAUGCUGACCAGUAAGCAUAAAGAGGGGGUGAUGGAGGUCCGACGGCAGCUGGUGGAAGCGGCCAGUAAGGAGAAGCUGCCUAUCAAGAUGAGCAUGGGCCGUGUGACCCCCGAGCAGCUGUGCUCGUACAUGCAGCUGUUUCGGAACAGUUGGGGGGCGCUAGAGAGUCACUGCGGGGUGCUCCAGCUGGGCCUGGCCACGGCCCAGACGCUCCGCCACCCCAGCCUGCCCCGCUGGGAUUCCUGCCUGGCCUUCGAGCGGCUCCUGCUCCAGGCUCUCGGAGACUCUGAUUUCCCCGCCAUGCUGAGGCAGCUGCUGCCCUUGAUGCGGCCCCGUGGAGGCGACGACAGCUCCUCCUCGGGGUCAAGGUCCAGGGAGGAUGAGUGCGGACCUGAUGAGCUGAUCCUCCUGCUGGUUUACCUGUACUCCCUGGCUGACGAGGCGCAACCUGCGGCCCAUAACACUGAGCAGGAGGAGCUGGAGGAGCUGGAGAGGCUGGAGAGGGAGCUAAUAGGCGCACUCACCCUGGUCAUCACGCGAGAGACAGAGCUCAGCCCCUUGCUCCAGAAACUUACUGGCUGCGCAAACCCCAAGGAGCUGACCACAGAGCGGGCCCACUCUGCGAUGGAGGACAUGUUCGAGACCCUCCGAGGUUUGAGCCACACCAGAGAUCACCUCAAGCAGCUGCGCUCCGUCUACACUGCCAGCGAUGGAGUUCACCAGGCGACCUACCGUCCUUUCCUCAGACAGAUUCUGGAGGAAGUCUUCCACCCUGACAGACUCGAAUGCCCCGACAUCGAGCACACGUCGGGGGGCCUCACAGACCUGCUCAAGACCGGCUUCAGCAUGUUCAUGAAGGUGAGCCGGCCGCAUCCCAGCGACAACCCUGUGCUCCUCCUGUUUCUGGUUGGAGGCGUCACACCCUCAGAGCUCCGUCUCAUCAAGGAGAUGGUCACCACACACAAACCGGGCACGCAGGUGCUGGUCCUGUCCACCAGGUUGCUGAGGCCGACGGAUAUCCCCGAGCUGCUCUUCGCCACCCAAAGACUGGCGCCUGAUAUCGGCGUCUAAAAGGUCAAACACACGGACACAAGAACAAAAGCCGUAAAAUGGAAAAUCAAGGAAUGGAAAAGAAAGUAAAACAUUCCUGUUCUGUGCGCGUCAGCCAGUUGAAAUACUUCAAUUCUGAAGACGACUGUAAAGUAACUAUGUAUUAAAGUGGACAUUGGAUUUA